GAUGAGAAGAUUGAUACUACUGUCAUGUCUGUUCGGUAAAUAUGGAGCUACAGUCAGCAGCUGGAUAGCUUAGCUUAGCAUUGAGACUGAAAACAGCUGGCCUGGCUCUGUCCAAAGGUAAAUGCAUGCACCUGAUCACUUGUAAGAUCAGGUGCAUGCGUACUCUGGAGAACAUCUGCUUGAAAUAUCCAGAAACAAUUUCUCUGCAAAAGCAAUGCUGAUGGUGGAAAAUGUCACUGUUUCCCUCAGUAAUUUCAUUGCUCCUUUACAUUUUCUACACACUGUCAGACUGUCUGGCGUGUUUAAGCAGCUGCAUUGACUUGUUUGGGAUUUUCUGUCAGCCAUCUGUGUCUGAGUGAGUAUGUGUGAGGAGAAAGGGAGAUGGAGGAGGUGGCAGAGAGACAAUGAGAGAGUGAGAGUUAGAAAGGAAGAGAGAGAGUCAGAGAGUUGAAAGAGGGAGACAACCAAAGAGGUGUUUCUUGCUUGUAAAGAGAGCUGCUUGGCUUCUUCCUGCAUUUUUGCCUCUAUAAGGUAAGUCUACACAUUAUUGAUACAAUACACCUUCAAAUAGGUCAAUUGUAACUGUACAAUAAUGGCUCUAAAAGAACAAUUAUCUUGAUUUUGCAACUGGCUAUACUGGCAGUGUAACAGAUUGUACAGUGUGUGCAUGUCAGAUUUGAAUUAGACCUGUUUUGUCCUAAUUAAAAUGAAAUGUUUGACAGAUGAACAUAAUUACAGUGCACUCAGCAUGCUGCACCCUCUAAUUAGUCAGUUUUCAUUGAUAUUUAUAUACCUCUAGAUUUAACUCCAAUUGUUUUGAUGAUUUGUUCACAAAAGGUAGCAUAAUGUGGUCUGACAAUGCAACAGGUUUCUGAGCAAAUGCAUUCCUUCAGGGUGACCGACUUUCUUUGAUCAUUUGAGUACACACUGAUCUCUAAUGCUAAGCUUCUCUUUAUCUUCAAACAUGUAUAUGUCUGUUAUCCACUGAAUGAUUUGUGUCAAUGACUUAAUCUUAAAUGGGUUUUCAUGGACUUAGAUAUGCUUAAUGUAAGUUUAAGGUAAAUCAACAUUUUUUUAGGCUAAAAAUCACUGUAUUUGUAGUGUAUAGCAAUAUAUGUACUAUAUUAACCCAAUGUUCAAUAUGUUAUAAAAAAUACAUUCAUUAGAAUAGCAACAAGGAAAUUGUGCACAUUUUAAAAAAUUCAAUACACCAAAAAAGGAUGAACAUUGAAUUGUAAGAAGUAUCCCUUAAAUGGCAGCUGCAGAUUUAUGCCUCCCAGAGUAUGAGAGAGCAAUUAUACAGCAGGCGCUCCUCCUCUUACCUAUUUCUGGCUGGCUGCACUGCUGAAUAGUGCACACCAAAUCUAUGCAACACCAUGAAAAAAGUGGGUAUUCCAGCACUCAUUUAAAAACAGACUAAUUCAAAAACAAUGACAUCAGACCUGAAUAAUGCUUGCUAAUGGCCAACAUCAUUGUCAGUUAAUCUAUUUAAUCUUUUCUAACAUUGUGGAGGAACUUGGAAAUGAAACCCAUUAUCUUUAUUAAACAUAACCCAAUGCAGUCAUGGAAUUUAAAUACUAUUUCUCUAUAACAUCUUUCUAGCUCUCAACCAGCUGCCUCAUCAUGAACCUCUCAGAGCAGAUUUCAUUUCUCUUGAGCUGCAAUGUCAGCCCAAGUGAGAUGCCACAGCUCGACAUAAGUGUCACCAAAAGUGAGCCGCUGACAGUUGCUGUCCCCAUGACCAUCUUCUACAGCAUCAUCUUCUUUUUUGGAGUCUUGUUCAAUGGUGUGAGCAUCCUGACCCUCCUCAUGGAUGCUCACAUGCGAGUUAGUGCCAUUCGUUUCUACCUUCUCAGCCUGGUCAUAUCAGACAUUCUGCAGCUGUUGACUAUUCCAGUAACUUUGUAUCGGUACUACUGGGAGAGCUACCCAUGGCGUCUGGGCCAAGCCGUGUGCAAGGUCUACUUUAUGGUCCGCCAAGUGUACUGUGCCACCACAAGCUGGGUUAUUGUGACCUUCACCACAGAGCGCUAUGCAGCUAUUUGCCACACCAUGUGGUCUGUCUCCAGCCUUAAGAAGUCUCGGUUGCCGUGCCUUCUUUCAGUAUGGAUCAUUUCUCUGAUCUCAGCUGUACCCUUUGCUGUGGUCUAUGACCAGGCUCGCGCCUGUAUUCUGAACUACAAAGCUACCACACGAGAAGAUGCCUUCCAUGUCUCCACAAUGUGUGAGAUGACUGAGCCUGAUCCUGCACACAUCUAUAAAGGCGCUCUACUCCUGAGAGCGGGGUUCUUCUUUCUGGUACCACUUGUCUCCAUCUUUACUCUCUAUCUCCUCAUCCUGCUCUACCUGAGGAGGAAUGGACGUCAAAGGAGAAACAUGGGCAUCAUGCAGCCGGACCCAGAAGGAAGACGAGAUAUCCAGUGCCAUCAGAAUGGAAAGCUACUUUUAAAUGAAAAGAGAGCUCUAAAACUCAUGGGUGCAGUUGUGGUGGCCUUUUUUGUUUGCAACUUUCCCGACAUUGCCUCAUCACUGAUGCAGGUCUAUGUGGUUGUGUGGUCCGACACAGUCCUUUCUGUCUACACAAUCCUGAAAUCGUACUUGUCGCUCCCACUGUGGUAUAUCAACGGUGCUCUGGACCCGCUGCUUUUCUGUAUUUCCUCGCACACAUUUCGCAGGGCAUGCUGGAGAACUCUGGGUAGGCUCAGGCCUCACUGCUACUGGAAGUAUGGGGGAAUGUCUUGGCUGCGGCAGCGAGGUUCUAGCGAAGAAGCAAGCACAACAGCCAGAGAGAGGAUUGAUGGAAAUGCUAUAGAGAGAAGAUGGACAAAAACAGAACUACAGUCACUAACAAAUCAGACAAGAGGGAUGGAGAUAGCCAUGAAAGCCCUUUUCAACAUGAGCUACAACAACAAGCACUCUGAAUUUUAA
Molecule: messenger RNA, 2928 nt
Organism: Siniperca chuatsi (mandarin fish)
Lineage: Eukaryota; Metazoa; Chordata; Actinopteri; Centrarchiformes; Sinipercidae
Product: pyrokinin-1 receptor-like
Biological process (GO): G protein-coupled receptor signaling pathway
Cellular component (GO): plasma membrane
Molecular function (GO): G protein-coupled receptor activity
Source: RefSeq, a predicted model, not a curated record